GCCUCAAUCCCUUCCGGACAGUCGUUCGUCAGUCGCAGAACGGUGUGUACCCACAUUUUAGCAAGUGCAACGGUAUUUUGUAUUUCCGUGAUUUCGAGAAUCAGCUGUGAAAAGCGUGUCCCGCGUACAAUAAACUUCCCCGGUGUGUCCUUCUCUCCGCCUGAGUAAAGUAGCUGGAAGCCGGCAACCGCAGAUUCCGCCGUAAAGAUGUCGAAAACCCUGGAGGAAUCCCCCAACGCUCACAUCAACAAGACCCUGCUGGACAAGUACAUGAGUUUGCCCUUUCCCGAGGACAAAGUGCUAGCCACCUACAUCUGGAUCGACGGUACCGAUGAGAACGUUCGCUGCAAGGACCGUACCCUUGAUUUCAUCCCCGAGAAGCCAAGUGAUCUACCCAUCUGGAACUACGAUGGAAGCUCGUGCUACCAAGCGCAGGGUCACAAUUCCGAUGUCUAUUUGCACCCGGUUGCGAUCUACAAGGAUCCCUUCCGGCGGGGCAACAACGUGCUGGUGAUGUGUGAAACGUACCGUUUCGACGGUUCGCCCACCGAGUCGAACAAACGCCGAGCCUGUCGCGAGGUUUGCGAUCAGGUUGCCCACGAGAAGCCCUGGUUUGGGAUCGAACAGGAGUACACCCUGCUGGAUAUCGACGGGAGGCCGCUUGGCUGGCCCAAGAAUGGCUUCCCGGGACCACAGGGUCCGUACUAUUGUGGCGUCGGGGCGGACAAGGUUUACGCGCGUGACAUUGUUGAUGCCCACUAUCGGGCUUGUCUGUACGCUGGGGUGAAGAUCUGCGGUACAAAUGCUGAGGUGAUGCCUGCCCAAUGGGAGUUUCAGGUGGGACCAUGUGAAGGUGUCUCCAUAGGAGACGAUCUGUGGAUGGCGCGCUUCUUGCUGCAUCGAAUCGCCGAGGAGUUUGGAAUCGUCGCCACGUUGGAUCCAAAACCGAUGGCGGGUGACUGGAAUGGGGCUGGUGCACACACCAACGUUUCAACGAAAGCUAUGCGUGAGGAGGGUGGUAUCGUUCCGAUUGAGCAGGCCAUUGCCAAGCUCUCCAAGCGUCACGAAGAACACAUCCGUGCGUACGACCCCCGUGGGGGAAAAGACAACGAGCGGCGUCUGACGGGAAAGCACGAAACCAGCUCAAUUCACGAUUUUAAUGCCGGUGUGGCUAAUCGUGGAGCCUCGGUGCGUAUCCCGCGUGGUGUUGCCGAUGAGGGCUGUGGCUAUUUCGAGGACCGUCGGCCAAGUUCCAACUGUGAUCCGUACACCGUCGUGGAGAGGAUCCUGAGGACCAUCUGUUUGGAUGAGUAAAUUGGCUGCAGAAAGUCGGAACAUUCUCUAGUUAUUACUUCAUGUUAUUUGUUCUACCGUGUAACAGUUGAGUAGCUUUUAGUGAUAAUGUGAACUAAAAUAUUAUAUAUAUAUAUAUAUAUAUAUAUAUAUAUAUAUAUAUAUAUAUAUAUAUAUAUAUAUAUAUAUAUAUAUUAAAUAUUCGUAAGGAAAUUAUAUUAUGUGCAAAAGUGCCUUUAUUGAAGCACAAUAAUAAAACAAAACAGUUUCUAUCGAAACAUAAUUGUAACCUGUGUUACGUGUAACCACUAAAUAAAAAUCAAGAAUGUGGAAACUAAACAAAUAACGACGA
Molecule: messenger RNA, 1645 nt
Organism: Toxorhynchites rutilus septentrionalis
Lineage: Eukaryota; Metazoa; Arthropoda; Insecta; Diptera; Culicidae
Gene: Gs2
Product: glutamine synthetase 2 cytoplasmic
Exons: 5
Coding region: 208-1314 (368 amino acids)
Cellular component (GO): cytoplasm
Molecular function (GO): glutamine synthetase activity
Source: RefSeq, a predicted model, not a curated record